GCGACUGGUGACGUCAUACUCCAGCGACUGUCGGUUCGCGCAUGGUGUUGUUUUUCUCGUGUUUUUUUACGACAUGCGUGAAUAUACAGUAUUAAGAGCGUUUUUAUACUGCUUUUGUCAAUCAUAGUGUAACUGAAUAUACUUUGCGAAGGCAUAAAACUACCGAGAUAUGGAGAGCUGUGAGUCAUUGGGAAUAGAGUUGGUUCUUAACGAAAAAGACGGACCAGCGCCUUGCUGUCCUCACGGCCCCACUUUAUUAUUUGAGAAAGUUUGUGAGGGGGGCUCUAAAGGCAGAAGGUUCUACGCCUGCUCAGCUUGCAGAGACAGAAAAGACUGCCACUUCUUCCAGUGGGAGGAUGAGAAGGUGUCAGAGGCCAGGCAGCUCGCAAGAGAAGAGGAAAAUAAGGCGAAGUUGCCACCUUUUACCCAUAAGCAGUACUGUGCCAGGUUGAAAAAGUUUGUGGGCUUACUGCUGCAUGAGAAGAAGUUCUGUGUAGAGUGUCAGUUGCUGCUGUUGCCAGGGGAACAGGCUGCUCACUCCUCUCACAGACUCUCUGAGGUGACUAGUGCUCAGCUGAGGAGGCCCAGUGUUCUGCUCCGACCUCUGGAGAACAAGAAGAGCAACGCCCAGUACCUGUUCGCUGACCGGACUGCACACUUUCUGCUCAAUACGCUGGUCAGUCUCGGCUUCAAGAAGGUGCUAUGCGUGGGCACCCCAAGACUGCAUGAGCUGAUUAAGUUAAGAAACCUGGAGAAGAAAGACACGCCCAUGCAAAGUCUGCUGCUGGACAUUGACUUCAGGUACGCACAGUUCUACAGCCAGGGGGAGUUCUGCCACUACAACAUGUUCAACCACUACUUCUUUGGAGGAGAGGCUUCCAGGAGCGUUCUCCAGAGUUUCCUCUCAGAGUCGGAUGGAGAUAAGGUGGUGAUGGUGGCAGACCCUCCAUUCGGGGGCCUGGUAAAACCUCUGGCCAACAGCUUCUCUCUUCUCUCUCACGCAUGGAAAACACAACAGAGCAGCGACAACAGUGUUGCAGAGAUGCCAAUGAUGUGGAUCUUCCCUUACUUUUUUGAACCUCGCAUUGUGGAGUGUCUGCCAUCCUUCAGAAUGCUGGAUUAUCAGGUGGACUAUGACAACCACCCCUUGUACAAACACGGGAAAACUGGCCGGAAGCAGUCUCCUGUCAGACUGUUCACCAACAUCUGUCCCCGAGACCUAGUUCUGCCCAAAGAGGAGGGCUACAGAUUUUGCUCUGUGUGUGAGAGAUACGUCUGGUCCCUCAACAAACACUGUGCCAAAUGCAAUGUGUGUCCAUCUAAGGAUGGACGUGAAUGGAAGCACUGCUCUGCCUGUGAGAAGUGUGUUAAGCCCUCCUGGAAGCACUGUGGAGCAUGUGGCCACUGCGCUCUUCCGGAUCACCCCUGUGGCUCUAGCAAAGAACAGGGCUGCUUCAACUGUGGCAGUCUCAAACACAAGCGCAAAGUCUGUCCACACAAAGACACCCAACGGACCAGCAAAAAUGGUACCAAACUCAAAAUGGGGAACAAGAUUGAACCUCUCCUUAAGGCUAAAGCUAAGAGAAAGUCGGGUGCAGCAAGAAGAGCUAAAAAGGCAGCGGCUCUGUGCCAAUGAUGCAAACUUGGUUAUAUUAUAAAGUUAACUUGGCUAUUAUGUUAAAAAAUAAAAGUAUUGGAACUUUACC
Messenger RNA from Periophthalmus magnuspinnatus, 1706 nucleotides. RefSeq names its product zinc finger, CCHC domain containing 4 (gene zcchc4). Lineage: Eukaryota; Metazoa; Chordata; Actinopteri; Gobiiformes; Gobiidae. The record is from RefSeq and is a predicted model, not a curated record. The transcript is spliced from 13 exons. Gene Ontology annotation, molecular function: rRNA (adenine-N6-)-methyltransferase activity; zinc ion binding; nucleic acid binding. Bases 170 to 1636 code for a protein of 488 amino acids. Gene Ontology annotation, biological process: rRNA methylation. Gene Ontology annotation, cellular component: nucleolus; cytoplasm.